AUGGUUUCUUUCUGGCCUUUUGGAAAGGCUGGUGAAGAUGCCGCGUCUUUCGAGAGGACGCUCAAUGCGCUCACAGGCAAGAUCAAUCGCGCAACAGCCACACAGGACCGACAGCGCGCGCUUUCGAGACGCGCUCGUGUCAUGUGGACGCUGUAUGCGGGAUUCGCCUAUAUCCUCGCUGCCGUCCUGCUCACCCUUGUGACGGGCUGGCAGAACUGGGGCAUUACAGAGAGCACCGUGGUAGCGGGAGGACCUGUACUCAUCUACGGCAUCCGCUACGCGCUCACAAGCUACUUUGACUACCGCAUCAGGGGCACCGAUGCUUACCUCAAGAAGCUCAACAAGGAGCGCGAGGCUACCAUCGAACGGUUCAAGGAGGUCACCAAGUUCAACUCGACGCAACAAUUGCUUGAGAAAUAUGGUGCUUCCCCCAAGCAGAAGGAGCAGGUCACGUCGCCCAAGGGCAGCAACAAGUCCCAAGGUCCACAGAAACCAGCGCAACCCCCUGGCCCUCGUACUGGCAUGCCACCACCGCCAACCGCCAACAUCCAGCGCCCUGGAAGCCAGCAACAGCCACCCUCGACCCCGCAGCAUCCGCAGUCCAUUCUCUCAUCACCCCAAGCGUCCCAGCAACUGCCUCCCCAGCAAGACUCCCCAGGCGCCGAAUUCGCUCCCAACGCCUUCGGUGCCGCCGAUCUCUCGAAACAAUUCUCCGCCAUCCCCGCAACAACCUUCACCCAGGUACACUGGUACGACAGGAUUCUCGACGCCCUCCUUGGUGAAGACGAAACACAGCCUAAGAAUCGUUUUGUUCUCAUCUGCUCUGAAUGCCGACUUGUCAACGGCCAAGCACCGCCCGGUGCUCGCACACUUGAAGACGUCGGCCGCUGGCGCUGCGGCGGCUGUCAUGCCUGGAACGGCAAGGAGAAGCCGCAAGAGGAUGUUGCCGAUCUCGUCGAGGGCUGGGAAGCGGAAAGGAAAAUCAAGCAAGACGGGUUAGCAGGCGCCAUGUCCGAUGGCGGCAUCGACUCUGAUAACCGCGAGACGGAGGAUGAUGGCGGGGUCGUGGUGGGUGGAGAGGAGAGUUCAGGUGUAGAUGUUGCGGCGGAGAGUGCGGAAGACACAGCGCCUCCUAGCAAGAGCACGAGGAGUAAAAGUAAAAACAAAGGGAAGAAAUGA
Molecule: messenger RNA, 1179 nt
Organism: Plenodomus lingam JN3
Lineage: Eukaryota; Fungi; Ascomycota; Dothideomycetes; Pleosporales; Leptosphaeriaceae
Biological process (GO): endoplasmic reticulum tubular network organization
Cellular component (GO): endoplasmic reticulum tubular network
Source: RefSeq, a predicted model, not a curated record